AUGGAAGUAGCUGUUGUUAAGACCCUUUGCUUGGGUUUAAACCCCAAGAUUAUUAGCUAUAAGCAUCAGAAGGGUAUCUUUGUUCCUGAUAUUUCGUGCAAUAGAGCGAGUUUUUCUCCUCAAAUAAGAUACAAGGCACUAAAGUUCCAUGGAAGAGAAAGACAUGAAGGUCUUCAUCCUGCUCAUGCUAUCUCAUCAGGUGCAAAAGCUGAUAAACGAGAGCUAAAGAUAAGAGUUGAGGUAUCAGGAGCCAAAACUCGAGCUAUAUUCAAUGAUGUAUUUGACAAAAUGGUUGCUGAUGCCCAGCCAAUCCCAGGUUUUCGAAGAGUAAAAGGAGGAAAAACACCAAAUAUACCAAGAGAGAUUUUGUUAGAAGUUCUUGGAUCAUCAAAUGUAUACAGGCAAGUAAUCACAAAAGUAAUUAACUCCGCCGUGGCUGAAUAUGUUGAAAAGAAAAGCCUAUCAGUUGGUAAAGAUUUGAGAGUUGAAGAAAGCAUUGAAGAUCUUGAAGAGAUGUUUGAACCUGAUGAAAUAUUUAGGUUUGGUGCAGUCAUUCAACUUCAACAAACAGAUUGAGCAAUUUGUUUACGUGUUUGGUUCAACUUCUCAACCAAGUCUAUAUCCA
Molecule: messenger RNA, 625 nt
Organism: Hibiscus syriacus
Lineage: Eukaryota; Viridiplantae; Streptophyta; Magnoliopsida; Malvales; Malvaceae
Exons: 10
Coding region: 1-576 (191 amino acids)
Biological process (GO): protein unfolding; protein transport; 'de novo' cotranslational protein folding
Molecular function (GO): protein folding chaperone; ribosome binding; peptidyl-prolyl cis-trans isomerase activity
Source: RefSeq, a predicted model, not a curated record